AGGCGCGUCCGUUGCUCCGGCGACACCUGAAGGGGCAGGCCGGUCGGCUGCAUGGGCGGAGCUGAGGUCCCUGCCGCGACUGGAGAGGGAGCGGAGAGGGGGCGUCCUGCGCGGGGUCUGAGUGGGCGGGGCUCUGUCGCCGGAGUAACCGGCUGGCGACCGUGGUGAUGCUGUCUUCCUGUCGCCACGGCGGGUUCCCCGUGCUGAGAUCCUGAAGCCAUGAAUUAUAGUGAGAGAUUCGUUUUCAUUGCAGAAUGGUAUGAUCCCAAUGCUUCACUUCUUCGUCGUUAUGAGCUUUUGUUUUACCCGGGGGAUGGAUCUGUUGAAAUGCAUGAUGUGAAGAAUCAUCGCACCUUUUUAAAGCGAACCAAAUAUGAUGACCUGCGCUUAGAAGAUUUAUUUAUAGGCAACAAAGUAAAUGUCUUUUCUCGACAACUAGUAUUAAUUGACUAUGGUGACCAAUAUACAGCUCGUCAACUGGGUAGCAGGAAAGAAAAAACAUUAGCCCUGAUUAAACCAGAUGCAGUAACAAAGGCUGGAGAAAUAAUUGAAAUAAUAAACAAAGCUGGAUUUACUAUAACCAAACUUAAAAUGAUGAUGCUUUCCAGGAAGGAAGCAACCGAUUUUCAUGUUGACCACCAAUCAAGGCCCUUUUAUAAUGAGAUGAUCCAGUUUAUUACAAGUGGUCCCGUUAUUGCCAUGGAACUUUUAAGAGAUGAUGCAAUAUGUGAAUGGAAAAGACUGCUUGGACCUGCAAACUCUGGGGUGGCUCGUUCAGAUGCACCUGGAAGCAUUAGAGCACUUUUUGGAACAGAUGGCAUAAGGAAUGCAGCUCAUGGCCCAGAUUCUUUUGCUUCUGCUGCCAGAGAAAUGGAAUUGUUUUUCCCUUCGAGUGGAGGUUGUGGGCCAGCGAACACUGCUAAGUUUACCAGUUGUACCUGCUGCAUCGUCAAGCCUCAUGCUGUCAGUGAAGGACUGUUGGGAAAGAUCCUGAUGGCUAUUCGAGAUGCAUGUUUUGAAAUCUCAGCUAUUCAAAUGUUCAAUAUGGAUCGGGUUAAUGUUGAAGAAUUCUAUGAAGUUUAUAAAGGUGUAGUAAGUGAGUAUAAUGAGAUGGUGACCGAAUUGUAUUCUGGCCCUUGUGUAGCAAUGGAGAUUCAACAGAAUAAUUCUACGAAGACAUUUCGAGAAUUCUGUGGACCCACAGAUCCUGAAAUUGCCCGGCAUUUACGCCCUGGAACCCUUAGGGCAAUCUUCGGUAAAACUAAGAUCCAAAAUGCUGUUCACUGUACCGAUCUGCCAGAGGAUGGCCUGUUAGAGGUGCAGUACUUCUUCAAGAUCUUGGAUAACUAACAGUACAGAAAGGACAGAAGUCAGACUAGGGUGUUUAGACGACAGUGAUCACGCACAUGAGGGAUGUGUUCAUUCUUUUAUUGUCCGUUGUUUUAACCUGACUGAUACAAGAUCAACAAGAGCACUGUACUCCUGGCGAUUAUUACAUAUGUUAGAACAUGGAUUUGCACUGUAGACAACAUUUAACACCAGUCUAUGGGGUACUGCAUUGCUUUUUAUAAAGUUCAAAAUAAAGAUUUAUUUUCAAACAAG
Messenger RNA from Sciurus carolinensis (gray squirrel), 1602 nucleotides. It is a transcript of the gene Nme7, whose product is annotated as NME/NM23 family member 7. NCBI's taxonomy places the organism in Eukaryota, Metazoa, Chordata, Mammalia, Rodentia, Sciuridae. Gene Ontology annotation, cellular component: centrosome. Gene Ontology annotation, biological process: GTP biosynthetic process; UTP biosynthetic process; CTP biosynthetic process. The transcript has 12 exons. The record is from RefSeq and is a predicted model, not a curated record. Bases 220 to 1350 code for a protein of 376 amino acids. Gene Ontology annotation, molecular function: ATP binding; nucleoside diphosphate kinase activity.